AUGGCAUAUGCAACUGAGAAUGGUCCAACUGGUCAUCUGCAACCAUGUGAAGGUCAUUUGCAAGUCAAUGAUGAUCCCAUUUUAACUUUGCCCGCUGUAGCACAGUAUAAUGCAAGUUUAACAGCAGCAGAAUAUUACCAAACUGGAGGUUAUUGGCAUAUUGGAACACAAAUGAUGGAUUGUCUGUUUCAAACUGAUCGUAUCGCAGAUGUGGCUUUUGAUCCAUUGGAGGAGUUAAUAUGGUGUGUGACACGGACAGGUCAAAUGAGUGCUUUUUAUUCAACGACUUUAGAGCGUUACAUCACUCUUACUGUUCCUUUAAUCUCUGAUGUGAACUCUUUUGAAACUGUAGUACCGUACAGUGAGCUGAAACAGGUAUUCCCAUCACCUCGUCUCAUGGAGCAUUCUGUUUUCGUUUUAGCCAAUAAUGCACUACAUGCCUAUACAAAAAUGGGUAGGCCACUAGCAUCCGCUGUACAUAAAUUUAUGCUUGAACUGGAAUGUUUAGCUGUGACAGGUCCGACAGGCGCUUUCCCAGGACCAAGUAUUAGAAGCGGGGGUGCCGGUAGUUUCUCAAGAUUUUUCUUAGGCGGCCUUCAACCAACCUUACUGGAAGUUGAUGCUACUGAACGUUGGGGUGAAGUGAUCAGUACCAUAGAUGUUGGCAUUGGAGGAUCUGUAGUUCUUAGACCAUUCAGUGGUGGAUUGUGUGCUGGAAAUACAAAUGGGAAAGUUAUGAUUAUUGAUCCACGUACUAACCAUGGUAUUGUACGCGAGUUAGACGCGCAUACGGGCGAAAUUUCUGAUAUUACAGUUGAUGCACAUAGCCAUACAUUGGUUACUUGUGGUUGGUCACGUAUCGGAGAUUCUGGACUACGUGUGGAUCGUUUGUUAAGAGUAUAUGAUCUUCGAUCAGGUCGUGCGCAAGUCCCACUGUCCGCAUCACUUGAUCCAUGUUUUGUUCGCUUUAUCCCCGGUUGUGGUGACAGUCUACUGAUAGCUUCUCAGACAGGUGCCUUCCAGACUAUCCAAUGGGGAAAAGUGGUGUUUUCACCGAACGACUUAGGUCAAGUAUGGCUAAACUAUGACCGACUAGUUGCUACAGAUAUUUCGCAAAAUGGUAACUGUGCAGUUUUUGCUACUGAAGCUGGUCAACUUCAGCUGUAUAUACGCGAUUUAAAUGUGUGCCAAUUCAACACUUCGCCGUUACCAACAGAAUUCGCGUCUCCAUUCGCUGAAAGUCUAUGGCCUACAAAUACACUGCAGACUGCAAUCCCUGUGAAUUAUUCCUUAAUGAUAUUUGAUAAUCCUGAUAGUAGUUUGUAUGGGACAAAUCUAGCUGUGAUAGGUAAAACAGCUGCAGAAUCUGUUAGUCUACAAAUGAUGGCCGCUUCUUUGCAUCAACCCACUGGGAGUAUGAACAGUCCUAAUUUUAUAGAUCUGGUAGAACGGAGAAAGGCUGAAUUGGCUAGAGAAGCUGUCUUAGCUGCUUACAAACCUAUUGAAUAUGAUGACUAUCGUUUCUCACUGGCUAGUGUUCCGUUUGCAGCCUAUCCACCUCCGAUAUUUGAUCCAACAAAUCCAGUAGCCGAACAGUCUAGUUUAGUGUGGAAGUCGAAAUCGGAUAAAAUGUGUACAUCGGAUUGGCCACAAGACUUAAACGAGUCACAACGCAAAGUGAUGGAGAAAGUUGAUUCAGACCUACUGAACAAUGCCAAUCAGAAGAGAGCUGUUCGCAAACCACCUCAUUGGGGUUCAGUAUGGCAUCCAUAUUCAUCAGACAUAACAAUGACCACAGCAGCACACACAGAUGUGAAUGAUAAAUCAGGCGGCGCUUAUUCUAAUCCCUUACAGUUGGGUCGGUUCGAGCACACAACAGAACAAGUUACAACAACUACUGUUAACAUUAAUUCCACUACCAUUACAUCGUCUACAUCAGCAUAA
Molecule: messenger RNA, 1944 nt
Organism: Heterobilharzia americana
Lineage: Eukaryota; Metazoa; Platyhelminthes; Trematoda; Strigeidida; Schistosomatidae
Source: the annotation of a GenBank genome assembly